ACACGCCCCCCUAACCCUAACCUCCAGUAUAUAAGCUCGGUAUCGCGCUUGCGGAUCGAGCCCUCGCACGCGCGCCGCCGCCUCCCCGACCUCGCCGCCGCUUGCCGCAGACGCCUCCGUUCCAGCCCCCGUCGACGAGAUGACGAAGCGCACCAAGAAGGCUGGAAUUGUUGGCAAAUAUGGUACUAGGUAUGGUGCCAGUUUGCGUAAGCAAAUCAAGAAGAUGGAGGUUUCUCAGCACUCCAAGUACUUCUGUGAGUUCUGUGGGAAGUUUGCCGUGAAGAGGAAAGCAGUUGGAAUCUGGGGAUGCAAGGACUGUGGGAAGGUGAAGGCCGGUGGUGCUUACACCAUGAACACUGCUAGUGCGGUCACUGUCAGGAGCACAAUCCGUCGUCUGAGGGAGCAGACUGAAGCCUGAUUGCACUACGUUUGUGCCGUAAGGAGUCCUGUGAUUCUGUAUCGAGUCAAGACCUAUAUUGGCUGUUGAGCCAAAGCACAUCGUUUAGCAUUUUUGUUCUCUACUUUAGGAUCUCCUAAGCAUGUUGCUAAAACCUGUACUUUGAAGCCAUUGUGAACUUAAAAUCAGUUACCUGCGAUCCAAAUAUUGAAUGAGCGCUUUGCGAUGCAAAACUUGUUUUUUA
Oryza sativa Japonica Group (Japanese rice) is the source of this 641-nucleotide messenger RNA. NCBI's taxonomy places the organism in Eukaryota, Viridiplantae, Streptophyta, Magnoliopsida, Poales, Poaceae. The record is from RefSeq and is a predicted model, not a curated record.